Molecule: messenger RNA, 5888 nt
Organism: Vespula vulgaris
Lineage: Eukaryota; Metazoa; Arthropoda; Insecta; Hymenoptera; Vespidae
Gene: Rubicon
Product: run domain Beclin-1-interacting and cysteine-rich domain-containing protein
Exons: 8
Coding region: 422-3256 (944 amino acids)
Cellular component (GO): intracellular membrane-bounded organelle
Molecular function (GO): phosphatidylinositol phosphate binding
Source: RefSeq, a predicted model, not a curated record
UGGCCGAAUAGUGCGCAGACGCAUCAUAGUCAUAUGAUAAAAGAGGAACUUGAAGGUCUAGUAGGACAACAUUAUUCUAACCUUAUUUAAAUUAGCAGUAAUUGGCAUGUGAUCAUAGAUGAUGGAUGUUGUCAAUAAUAAUGAAAUAAUUUUUGCAUUUUCGUCUAUAUUUCUACAAAGAGAAGCUGAUUUAUAUAUUUUAAAAUAUGAAAAUACUUGAAUACGUACUAACUAAAUAGAUUAAAACGUCAUGAAGAUAUUGGAUAACAUAUAUUGUCACAAGCAAUAUUAUUCAACAUUUAUAAUGUCAUCAGAUAUACUGUCAUUUGAACUAUAACAUUGUCUUAUUUUCUCGAUCUUUUCUAUACUCGAUAAAUAAAUUAAUUUAUUUAUAGCAAUAUAUUUUCUUAUAAUCAGAAAAAUGUGUGAAGACAUACAUGUUAAAGAACAAUGGCAACUUCUGCAGAACCUUAGAUCUACUGUAGAAGGAUUACUGAUUGAUGGUAUAGCAAAUGUAUGGAAUGUUUAUGGUGGUUUAAAUCGAUUGCAUAAUGCGAUGGAACAAAUCUUUAAACAUGGUUGUCGUAUAUUCAAUUCUAAUGGUGAACCAGAUUGUUGGAUUUUUAUUCAAGGAUUAAAUUGGCUUCAACCAUCGUUAGUAUUAUCACCUAUUAUAGCUGAAAAUGAAGAUUAUUUUUCUAAUUUACCUGCAAGAAUAGUUUCUCAAAAGGAUAUGUUAUGGUUAUACAAAAGCUUGGAAAGCCACAACCUAUCUCAUAAACUAUCCUGGCUUUUGUCUGAUAAGGAACAUUUACUUUCUUGUCUUGAACCAUGGGCUUUUUUAUGUCAAGAAAAUUUGGCUGAGGCUACACUCAUAUGUUUAAAAGCUGUGGAAAGAAAUCAACUUGUACUUCUUACAGAGAUUGAUCCAUGUUUAUUUCAACCAAACUGGAUUUCUUCUAACUUAAGUCCUAAAAGACAUAAACGUUCCUCAUCAUAUCCUGUCAACUUUUGUUCUGCAACUGUAGGUAUAUUGAGAGAAAGAAAAGUACAUAUUCAAACACACAGUCAGUUAGAACCAUUCAAAAUACCAUGCACAAGUAAAAGUGUUAAAAACAUUGCUUCUGAACGUAACCAAGAUAGUAUUAAUAAAAAUAAUGUAAAUAAGAUGGACAAAAUAAAUGAUAUAUCUUUAAAAACAUGGAACAGUCUUCCAACAUUAGAUGACUCUUAUAAGAGUUCUUCAGAAAAUUCAAUUAUUUUGAACUCUACUGAAAAUACUUACGUGCACAAAACUGUUAGAAUUCAAACACCUCCUGUUGAAUUGUCAAAAAUAAUUCAGAUAAAUUACUCAGAUGUAAAACAAUCAACAAAAUCUAUGGGUGAAAAAGUAGCAACAAAAUUAAAGACUUCCUCAAGAAAAAUUAGGAACAAAGUAAAAUUGGCGCAUGAUAAACGAAUGUUAAACACAUAUAGUGGAAGUUCAAAUACUUUAAAUUAUGAAGAUUCAGUAAGAGCAGCAAUUGAAGAAUGUUGUAUUUCGUCGAAAAAUACAGAUAGAGUACAUUUAAAGGAAUCUGCGACUAAUUCAAAUGGUAUAAAAAUUGAUCAAAAAUUAAAAAAGAAAACUGCUUUUUUGCCAGGAUCUGCACCUGAAUUUUCUAAUUCAUGGUCAGUAGAAAUUGAAGGACAAAAGGACAUUAGAACACCAAAGAAAAGUUUUAUGGAGGAUGGUGGGAGUAGUGUCCAACCUAUGGCUACAGGAUAUUUUCCCCGACCUAUAGAAGGACAAAGCUUGACAAGUUUUUUGUCUUCUGCACAAUUUUCUAAAUCUAAUGCUGAAUUAGAUAGAGAAAAUGCACAUUUUAGUAUUUCUGAAGCUAUGAUAGCCGCUAUUGAACAAAUAAAAUGUAACAGACAAUGGUGUCUUGUAGAAGAAACUGUUGAAGAUAGUGAUGAAGAAAUUAAUAAUCUUAAACAAAGAAUACGAAUUAGACGACGUCAACGCCAAGAAGAACGAUAUAGAGAAAGAACAUGGAAUCGUGAUUUAUUCAGUGAUGGAAAGACUGACACAACUACUACUGAUCAAAGUGUGAGUCCCUUAUCAACCUCCUCUAAUAGUCCAUCUGAUAGUAUUUCAACAGAUGAUAUAGAAGAUAUAGAAGUAGAUAAUGUGAAUAUGACAAAAUUAAAAAAUUCUGGAAUAUCUGCAUCUAUGGCUUCACUAUAUUCUGAUGCUGAUUUGCAUCAAUUUAAGCAAGGUUUAGAAUCAUCACAAAAUGGAUGUAUUAUAUCUGCAGAAGGUGUAGCAUUAUCGCUUAUUAGUAGAUUUAGUGAGAAACAGCUCCCACGAGCAAGUGAAUUACAAUGGCUUGUUUCUGAAAAAGAUGCUCCACAACGAUUAUUACCAUUGCCAAAAAGCUGGCCUGUUAGUCCAAAUGAAGUUGAAACAGAGGAAUCUAUUCCAUUACGUGGAACUAUAGAAUGGGCUCCACCUAGACCACAGAUUAUAUUUACUCCACAUCCUCCACCUAUGAGACGAACUUUAAUAGCUAAACAGAAUUAUAGAUGUGCAGGUUGUGGUAUGAAAGUUGCAGUCAAAUAUGCUAACAAGUUUCGAUAUUGCGAGUAUUUGGGUAGAUAUUUUUGUACUGGUUGUCAUACAAAUCAAGUAACUCUAAUACCUGGAAAAAUUUUAUCUAAAUGGGAUUUUAAUAGGUAUCCUGUGUCUAACUUUUCAUAUAGAUUGUUAGACCAAAUGAUGCUUGAUCCAUUGUUCCAAAUACAGGAUUUAAAUGCUUCAUUGUACAGACGUAUAAAACAGUUAGAAAGAACAAGAAUACUUCGUACAAAGUUAUUUUUCCUGAAAGAUUUUUUGUAUACUUGCCGUUUUGCAGUAAAUGUUCAAGAUAUUUUAAAGAAAGAGUCAGAUUAUAUAAUAAAUGAUCCACAUGUGUACUCCAUACAGGAUCUGAUGUAUGUUAAACUUGGUAUAUUACCGAUGCAGUUACAAGAAUUAAUCGAAAUGUGUAAUGCACAUGUUGCUUCUUGUGAAUUAUGUCAAGCAAGGGGAUUCAUAUGUGAAGUAUGUUAUUCUAAAGACGUGAUAUUUCCAUGGGAAUUGUCUAAAAUUACUCGAUGUGAAACUUGUGGAGCUUGCUUUCAUAAUGAAUGUAAACAAACUUCAAAUGAACUAGAAUGUAAGAGAUGUAAUCGUUUGCAAGCUAGACGAGUAUCUAGACAAGAAGCACUUUGACAAAAGGUAAGGAUAUCUUCUACUAUAGAAACACCAAUUAAAUUAGAAUGUAAACGAUAAAUUUUUGAAAGUUUUUAAAUUAUAUGUAAAUUAAAUUUGAUAUUAUUUAUAAUUGAUUUGUAUGUACAUUCUUCUUUUCCUUAUUUGGGAGAAUUUUUAAUAUUAUUAAAGGAUAAAAAUUAUAAAUAUUAAUUUUUCUGUAAUUAUGAUUGAUAAUGUUUGGUAUGUUCCAAUUCUCAGAAUCAGCACAUAGAAAUUUUUUGGUUCCUUUAAAUUAUUAGCUAUUUAUUUAAUAUUAAUAUAAUGUGCAUAAAUAAUAGUGAUGUAGAGUAUUUGAAUAUUACUAAUAACAAUAUUAUAAAUACUAUCCAUACCUAUAUCUAAUAUUAUAACAUACAUUAUGGUUAGUACUUAGAAUGUAUCUUAAUUUCAAUAGAAUUGUUUUAUUUGUCAGUUAUUAUUGUAACAAUAUUUUGUGAUUAAUGAUAUACUGAUAAAUAAAACAGAUUGUAUAUUAAGAGCACAUUUUAAAUGCAUACCAUUAGGUAUGGUAAGACUGACAAAAUUGUGAUAUUCAAUACUAAUUUUCUCAAUUAUAUAUCUUUUAUUUAAUAAAUACAUUUUAAGAAAAGAUAUAUAUCUUUUUGCUAGCAAUUGUUACCGCAAUACGAAAAAAGAAAAAUAUGAUAAACAUAUUCUAUCAAAAAAUGUUAUUUAAGCAAGAGACAUUUAAAAAUGUUUAAAAAUACCAAAUAAUUUAAAACAUAGAAUAAAUAUUUCCAAGAAAAUAUUAUAUACAAGCUAGUUAAAAAAAGGUAUAUUUUGUAGAUAAUAUGUACAGGGAUAAAUAUGAUAAAACUUGUAUUUAGUUACUUAGUAUCAUAAGAUAUGCUUAUAGUUAAAAAAUAAUCAGUAAUAUUAGUUGUGUAUGCCAGAACAAAUAAUAUCAUAAAAGUAUCUAUUUUUAUCUCAAGAGUAUGUUAUCACAUAUUUAUUAAAAUUGUUAGAAUAAAAAUAAUUUGUAAUGAAAAAAAAAGAACUUCUAAAUGUUAUUAUACAUUCUUUGUAAAUUAUUAUAAUUUCAAAUUUGUUAUUAUAUAUAUAUAUUAAGGAUUGACUAAUAAUAAUUAAUUGAAAGCAUGACAUUAUAAUAUUAGAUUAAAAAAGCAUUUACACGAACAUUAUGUAUUGUCCAUUAUCAUAUUUUAAUUUUCACCUAACAAAUAUUCAUGCAGCUUACCAAUAAACUCAAUAAAAUAACAAUCAUCACAUGGUUUUAUUAUUUAUAAUAGUUGACACACUUAUAAAAUCAUAGUCACUUACAUAUUUGAUAGAAAAUAUAUAUUUACACCACCUAAUUUCAAUAAGUUCCAUAACUGCACAUUAGAUCUCUUAUUAACUUUUACAUUAAAAAAUUUCUUCUAGUUUUGACCUAUCCCUUAUGAGCAUAUGUACAUAUUGGUCACAAUAAUCAGUAUGUACAAUUAUAUAUGUGAAUUUGACAUACAUUUAGCAAAAAAUCUUCCGUUGCUAAUACACAAUAUAAUUUAACUUGGUGUUAGUAUACAAGUUAUAUUGCUAUACAAAAAUGACUGCAAUGUGCAAUUAACACGCAAAAAUUUGUGACGUUUGUUUUAAAUGUUGAUAUCACAGGUGGUAUUUUAUAUUAUUAUAGUGUUAUUUUAUAAGAAAGUUUGAAUGUAAGUGUAACUAUAAUUUUUUAUAUAUUAUAAUUAAUUUUGUUUUGUGAUAAUUUUCAAUAUAUUAUAAUUAAUUUUGUUUUGUUAUGCUUUGGAAUGCUUCAAAAGCUGGAUGUACAAGAUUAACCACAUAUUAUAUAUAUAACAAAUUAAUUUGUAUACAAACAUUGAUAUACUGCAAAGACUAUAUUCAAUUUGACGGUAUAUAUCUGAAUAUAAAUAAAAUAUAUGAGUUUCUUUUUAUAUCAUUGUGAAAUUUGUUUUUUAUUGUGAAAACAUUCAUUAUCUGUAAAAAUCUGAUUCCACAAUAUUUUGUUGAACCUUACAACGAACGUACCAUAAUAUUUUUUUCGUUUUUUAGAACUUCUAAAAGUAAAAGCAUGCUAUAAAUUUUUUCUUAUCUACAAUAUUUAUCAAAUUCAGUCAUUAUACAUUUAAAAAGUAAAAUACUAUGGAAUCGUUGCGCACAUUCUGUAUAAACAGUGGACAAUUUGAUAAAUAUUUGUUUACCAACAUUCUGUUACUUUUAUCAGUCUAUAUAAGAUGUAAUAGUGCAUAACAAUGCGCCACACUUUUAAUACACUAAGAGUACCCUGACAUAUUCUAAGAACACUACAUAAUUUUUUAAUGUAGUAUUAUAUGUGUACAUAUAAAUUCAUAUAAAAGUAAUUCACAAAUUACAGCAAUGUAAAUGGGUCUGUUGUAGUACAAUGUAUAUCAUAUAAAAAAAGAAAAAAAAAAAAAAAAAUAAAUAAAAUGUAUUAUAUCUCAACUUUCAUAUUUUAAAUACUUUUAAAUCAUUGUCUCGAAGUAUAAAAGUGUGACGCUAAAAUAUAUUUUGUUAACAAAAAUCGUAAAAUAGAUCGUAAUAUAGAGCAAUAGAGAAAAUAUUGAUAUGUAUAAAUAAUAAUAAUAAAAAAAAAAAAAAAGAA